AUGAUGGCCUCGAUGCCAUCUCGAUCGGCGAAACGGCUGUCGACGCUCCUUGCAACCAGGCCGGUUCUGGGAGGAUAUCGAGCUUUAAACAUUAAAGAGUCGAGAAGAUGCUAUGUUAAAGAAUCGAAGCCGGCGGGAGCCGUUGAAGCAACUGUUAAGGUCGGAGUGGAAGACAUACAGGCGUCGAUAGGGAAGCGGCCGGUUGAUUUGGCGAUUGAUCCGGCGGCAAUGUUGAGUCCUCAAGCUGGGAUUUUGAAACAAGCUACAAUAAUGGACCAAGGUUCUCGUCCCAUAUAUCUGGACAUGCAAGCCACCACGCCCACCGAUCCCCGAGUCCUCGAUGCUAUGCUCCCAUAUAUGACCGGUCAAUACGGAAAUCCGCAUUCCAGAACCCACGCCUACGGUUGGGAAACCGACAAGGCCGUUGAAGAAGCCCGCGGACACAUCGCCAGUCUCAUUGGCGCCGACCCCAAGGAAAUUAUCUUCACUUCCGGUGCUACAGAGUCGAACAAUAUGUCUAUCAAGGGAGUUCCGAGAUUUUAUAAGGGAAAAAAGAAGCAUAUCAUUACGACACAGACUGAACAUAAAUGCGUCCUUGAUUCCUGUCGACAUUUGCAAGAUGAAGGGUUUGAAAUUACAUACCUCCCCGUCCAGAGUAAUGGUCUCAUCGACCUUUCACAAUUAGAGGCGGCUAUUCGACUUGAUACCGCGAUAGUCUCUGUGAUGACGGUAAACAAUGAGAUCGGGGUGAUCCAACCGGUUGAAGAGAUCGGACAGCUUUGUCGGUCGAAGAAAGUCUUCUUCCAUACCGAUGCGGCGCAGGCAGUGGGGAAGAUUGAAGUUGAUGUUAAUAAGUGGAAUGUGGAUUUGAUGAGUAUUUCGGGACAUAAGAUUUAUGGACCAAAGGGGAUAGGAGCUUGUUAUGUUAGGAGGAAGCCGAGAGUUAGAAUUGAGCCGUUGAUUACUGGUGGUGGACAGGAGAGAGGGUUGAGGAGUGGAACUUUGGCAGCGCCGUUGGUUAUUGGGCUUGGAGAGGCUUGCAGGAUCGCGAAGGAAGAGUUGAAGUAUGACCACGACCAUGUCAGCCGACUGGCAAAGAAGCUUAAAGAUGGCCUUUUGAGCAUGGAGCAUACUCAGCUCAAUGGAGAUCCAGACAGACACUACCCCGGCUGUGUGAACGUUUCGUUCGCAUACGUUGAGGGAGAGUCGCUGCUCAUGGCUUUGAAAGAUAUUGCGCUGAGCUCUGGGUCGGCGUGUACGUCUGCUAGUUUGGAGCCUAGCUAUGUGUUACGAGCUUUGGGGAAUAGUGAUGAUUCCGCGCACUCAAGUAUUAGGUUUGGAAUUGGAAGGUUUACGACUGAGAAGGAGAUUGAUUAUGUGCUCAAGGCGGUGAAGGACCGAGUUGGAUUUUUGAGGGAGCUUAGUCCUUUGUGGGAGUUGGUGCAGGAAGGUGUGGAUUUGAAUACUAUUGAGUGGACACAGCAUUAA
Orbilia oligospora ATCC 24927 is the source of this 1488-nucleotide messenger RNA. RefSeq lists its product as uncharacterized. Gene Ontology annotation, cellular component: mitochondrion; nucleus; cytosol. Gene Ontology annotation, biological process: [2Fe-2S] cluster assembly. Lineage: Eukaryota; Fungi; Ascomycota; Orbiliomycetes; Orbiliales; Orbiliaceae. Gene Ontology annotation, molecular function: pyridoxal phosphate binding; cysteine desulfurase activity. The coding region runs from base 1 to 1488 and encodes 495 amino acids. The transcript is spliced from 5 exons. The record is from RefSeq and is a predicted model, not a curated record.